CAGGUGGCUGCCGUGCGCUGCUGCGUCUCCGUCCGGCAGAAUGGACCCGGACGCGCCCGUGCCUUCAGCAGCGACUCACUGAGUGUCCCGGAGACAAAGCUGCCCGCUCCGGGCUGGUCCCUGGAGCACCCACGAGGCCCAGCCCACAUGGGGGAGACAGGUAUGAAGCGACCACUGAGCCCCUCUGCCCUGGCCGAGACAGAGACCCCCACAUCUGGAGCUGCGGAGUGCCCGCCUGAGCCCCCAGAACCGAAGCCCAAGCGGGAACGGAAGAGGCCAUCGUACACGCUGUGUGACGUGUGCAAUAUCCAGCUUAACUCGGAGGCGCAGGCGCAGGUGCACUGCGGGGGCCGGGCACACCAGCGGCGGCUGCGGCAGCUCAGCCUGGGCAAGCCUUCCGCAGGGCCAGCAGGCCCAGCCUCCAGCACCCCCAGCCCCCUGCUGGCUUCCCUGCCCCUGCCCGCCAGUCCUCUGCAGCCCCCGCUGGACUUCAAGCACUUGCUCGCCUUCCACCUCAAUGGCAACGCCCCACUCAGUCUCUUCCCCAACUUCAGCACGAUGGACCCGGUCCAGAAAGCUGUCAUCAGCCACACAUUUGGGGUCCCCUCCCCUCUGAAGAAGAAGCUCUUCAUCUCCUGUAACAUCUGUCAUCUGAGGUUCAACUCGGCGAACCAGGCAGAAGCACAUUAUAAAGGCCACAAACAUGCUCGCAAGCUCAAAGCGGCAGAAGCUGCCAAGAACAAGCAGAAACCACCAGACCUGGCCCGGGAGGAGGUUCCGGGUUCCCCAACCCCGGUUCCCACUAGCGGAGCCUCUGAAGAGCCACAGAGCAAAGCAGUUCCUGCAGCGCCCCCUGCCGGCCCCCCAGCACAGCCGCCACUGACUCCGGACCCCGCACCUGGGGAGCCCGCCCAGCCAGACUCCCUGGACGCUGCCUCCUCUUCCUCUUCCUCCUCCUGCCCUCCCUGCUCCCCCGAGCCUGGGACGGAGGAGCCGGCAGGGGCUGCUUCAGGGAGCGGGGACGGCAGAAGCGAGAAGGGGCCCCUCUACUGCCCCACGUGUAAGGUGACCGUGAACUCCGCCUCCCAGCUCCAGGCUCACAACACAGGAGCCAGACACCGGUGGAUGGUGGAAGGCCAGCGGGGAGCUCCCCGAAGGAGCCGGGGCCGCCCAGCAUCCCGCGGCGGAGCUGGACAAAAGGCCAGGAGAGCGGCAGGGGGCCGGGGGGGCCGGCAGGGGCCCAGCCCCCCCUUUCACUGUGCUCUCUGCCAGCUCCAGGUCAAUUCUGAGACCCAACUCAAGCAGCACCUGAACAGCAGAAGGCACAAAGACCGCCUGGCUGGGAAGCCACCCAAGGCCUGCGGCCAGCACAGCAAGCUGCAGAAGCAGGCGGCGCUGGCUGUGAGUAUCCUCAAGUCGAAACUGGCCUUGCAGAAGCAGCUCACCAAGACGCUGGCUGCCCGCUUCCUGCCCAGCCCGCUCCCCGCCACUGCCGCGGCCCUCUGUGCCCUGCCCGGGCCCCUGGCCCUGCGACCCGCCGCCGCCACCACGCUCUUCCCGACGCCCAUCCUGGGCCCCGCUCUGUUCCGUACGCCUGUGGGAGCUGUCCGCCCGGCAGGGCCCAUCCUCUUCGCUCCCUACUAG
Molecule: messenger RNA, 1644 nt
Organism: Sorex fumeus (smoky shrew)
Lineage: Eukaryota; Metazoa; Chordata; Mammalia; Eulipotyphla; Soricidae
Gene: ZNF385C
Product: zinc finger protein 385C
Exons: 10
Coding region: 148-1644 (498 amino acids)
Cellular component (GO): nucleus
Molecular function (GO): zinc ion binding; nucleic acid binding
Source: RefSeq, a predicted model, not a curated record